UCUCGCUUCUACAGAGCAAUAUUACAGUCUAUGAGAGCAACAAGACAACAUGUCUUUGACCCCGAAGAGACGCUGCCCGGACUCACACAACGACUCACCGAACAACUCGAUGAACGACUCGAUGGAGAAACGGAUCCGGCGGAUCUCAGUGGAGGGAAAUAUCGCGGCGGGUAAAUCCACUUUUCUGCGCUUUUUGGAGCAGGAGAGCGGGGACUGGGAGGUAGUACCGGAGCCCAUCGCCAGGUGGUGCAACGUCCAAACAGAGAGCAGUGACUUCGAGGAGCUGAGCACAUCGCAGAAGAGCGGCGGGAACGUGCUGCAGUUGAUGUACGAGAAGCCAGAGAGGUGGGCCUACAUGUUCCAGAGCUACGCCUGUAUCAGCAGGGUGCGUGCCCAGAUGAAGUCGGCCAACGGGAAGCUGCGUGAAGCUGAGAAUCCUGUGCAGUUCUUCGAGCGCUCCAUCUACAGUGACAGGUACAUCUUUGCUGCCAACCUCUACGAGAGCGAGUGUCUGAAUGAGACUGAGUGGUCUGUGUACCAGGACUGGCACGGCUGGCUGCACAGCCAGUUUGGCAAGCACAUCGAGUUGGAUGGUAUCAUCUACCUGAGAGCGUCACCCGAGAAAUGUUUAGAGCGACUGCACCUGAGAGGCCGAGAAGAGGAGCAGGAAAUCCCACUGGAGUAUCUGGAGAAGCUCCACUUCAAACACGAGAGCUGGCUGCAGCACAGGACCAUGAGUAUGGAGUUUGACUAUCUCAAUAAAGUUCCGGUCUUGACCAUAGAUGUGAGUGAAGAAUUUAAGGGGAACGACAACAAGAGCACUGACAUGAUGGAAAAGGUGAAAGAGUUCCUGAGCACGUUGUGAAGAUGGGAAAUCCCAGAUUGGGGCCGUUGGCAGAAACAGUGGAAUUAUUUUUUAAAAGCAAUGAAAUGCAUCAACUCUGACUUUAUAGAAUCAUUAAAAAUGAUCUGGCCUGUUGCAUUUUAAAAAAAUUCA
Molecule: messenger RNA, 997 nt
Organism: Limanda limanda (common dab)
Lineage: Eukaryota; Metazoa; Chordata; Actinopteri; Pleuronectiformes; Pleuronectidae
Gene: dck
Product: deoxycytidine kinase
Exons: 7
Coding region: 50-865 (271 amino acids)
Biological process (GO): nucleobase-containing compound metabolic process
Cellular component (GO): mitochondrion; cytoplasm
Molecular function (GO): ATP binding; deoxycytidine kinase activity
Source: RefSeq, a predicted model, not a curated record